AGUAACCGAUCGGCCUUCACCUCAUGAGUUGGGCAUGUUUAAAUUACAUCUAUUUAAAAGCAAACCCCGUACAGCGGUUAGACCUUAUCAGACACACAGGUGACAGAUCUCAGAAAACUGAAAAUGUCGAAGCCGUUCGUUUUCGUUUCACGUGUUCCCCCUCCCCGGGGUAUGGAGCUGAUCGAGGAAUUCUGCACGGUGAAAGCGAUGAGGGACGAUCGAUUUAUAACCAGACAGGAAAUGUUGGAGGGUGUGGUCGGUGUGGAGGGAAUACUGUGCCACCCUCCAGAUAAAGUCGACAAAGAGGUGCUGGACAUCGCUGGAAAAUCGUUGAAAAGUGUGAGUACCAUGUCCGUCGGUUUGGAGCAUAUAGAUUUAACUGAGUGCAAAGCCCGAGGCAUAAGUGUCGGUUACACACCCGGGGUACUGACGGAUGCUACAGCGGAGACCACCGUCUCCCUACUACUGGCCACUUCACGCCGACUGAAAGAAGCAUUUUCUGCUGUUGUUGAUGGCGGUUGGGGAACUUGGGAAAAUGGACUGUAUUUGUGCGGGAAAACAUUGUUAGAAUCAACCGUAGGAAUAGUGGGAUUAGGCAGAAUAGGAUUGGCUGUUGCUAAGCGACUGCAGCCGUUUGGAGUCCAAAAAUUUCUGUAUAGCGGAAAUACCAAAAAAGAAUGGGCUUCGGAAAUUAAUGCUGAGUUUGUGAGCUUUGAACGUCUGCUAGGAGAAUCAGACUUUGUAAUAGCUUGCUGUUCUAUGAACAAGGAUAACGUGGGUUUAUUUAAUAAAAGUGCAUUCAGUAAAAUGAAGAACAACGCUAUUUUCAUCAACACGAGCCGUGGUGUCCUGGUUAAUCAAGAGGAUUUAUAUGAUGCAUUGAAGUCGGGGACUAUUUUGGCUGCAGGAUUAGACGUGACCAGCCCGGAACCCCUUCCGCGCGAACAUCCUCUACACACCUUGAAGAACUGCGUGAUUACCCCUCAUAUUGGAAGCGCCACGGUGUAUGCACGUAACGCGAUGGCGGAGCUAGCCGCUAAAAAUCUGAUCGCAGGCCUGAAAGGAAAAAGGCUGCCAUCGCCAGUACCACAAUGAAGUGGUUGUUGGACGAAUAUUGGGGAAUGCAGAAUAUAUAUAAAAUUUGUGUUCAAUAUAUUGUAUAAUUAGAGGGUAAAGCAAAUAUACCCAAUAAAACAGAAUGCCACUUAGUA
Messenger RNA from Magallana angulata, 1211 nucleotides. Its product is annotated as glyoxylate reductase/hydroxypyruvate reductase-like. Lineage: Eukaryota; Metazoa; Mollusca; Bivalvia; Ostreida; Ostreidae. Gene Ontology annotation, cellular component: cytosol. The transcript has 3 exons. Gene Ontology annotation, molecular function: NAD binding; glyoxylate reductase (NADPH) activity; hydroxypyruvate reductase [NAD(P)H] activity. Bases 124 to 1095 code for a protein of 323 amino acids. The record is from RefSeq and is a predicted model, not a curated record.